Molecule: messenger RNA, 433 nt
Organism: Paramecium primaurelia
Lineage: Eukaryota; Ciliophora; Oligohymenophorea; Peniculida; Parameciidae
Source: the annotation of a GenBank genome assembly
AUGGGUUUGAUUUCAUAUUACUGUUUGCUAGUGGUCGUUUUUAUUGGUUUGAUCAUCUAUGAUCUUCUAUUUUAUACGACAUAUUAAAAUGAUGUAUGUCCACUAAUAGAGUAUACAGAUGCUGCAGCUGAUGAAACAACAGCGGAUGAGAAUGCCGCUGGAAAUCGAAUAUUAAAUCUGAUGACCGAGAAUAUUGAUGAAUUUAUAAACUCUUAAAAUGCAGCAUUUUACUUUAUUGUGUAGUGAUUGGUUUAAUUAUUUUAGCAAUGUUUGGUAUUUACUGUUUUGGUAAAAUGCCAAGUGAGAAAUUUGGGAAUUUAAGUAUUAAAUUAAUAGGCAUUUAUUCAAUUAGAUAUGUGUUGGCCUUGCUGAUGUAUUUAUGUAAGAAACUUUGCAGUUUUGACUAGAUUGGUAUCUUGGGUUGGGAUCUUAU